Lolium perenne is the source of this 1062-nucleotide messenger RNA. Its product is annotated as ras-related protein Rab-2-A. Gene Ontology annotation, molecular function: GTPase activity; GTP binding. Lineage: Eukaryota; Viridiplantae; Streptophyta; Magnoliopsida; Poales; Poaceae. The record is from RefSeq and is a predicted model, not a curated record.
AAAAAAAUCAGAGGAUCUCGUCGCCGUUCACGAUCGAAGAUGCCAUACGAUUACUGCUUCAAGUACACCAUCAUCGGUGACCCAGGCGUUGGGAAGACCUGCUUGCGGCUGCAGUUCACAGACAGGACGUUCCAGGCGGUGUACGAACCCACCGACGACAUCGACUUCGGCACGCGCACUGUCACCGUGGACGACAAGGCCAUAAGGCUUGAGAUCUGGGACACGGCUGGCAAAGGAGUAUGCAGACCUGUAAUUAGGCAAUUCUACUGUAGAACUCCUUGCAUUGUUUUGGUUUAUGACAUCACAAGGAGGGAGACUUUUAACCAUAUUGCUAUAUGGCUAGAUGAAGCAGGAGAGCAAUCCAGAGCUGACGUAACAUUUCUGCUGAUUGGAAACAACUGUGAUCUGUCUAAUAUGCGUACUGUCAGCUAUGACGAAGGUCAAAAUUUUGCCAAGAAGCACAAUCUGCUAUAUGUGGAGGCCUCUGCAAAAACUAAACAAAAUGUUGAGGAGGCAUUCAUUCUGGCCGCUAAAAAGAUAUACAAGAAAGUCGAAGAUGGUGCCCUUCAUUUAUCUCAAAAGUCUAUUGUGUUCCUUCGUUUACCUGAGAAUAUUUCGCCGAGCCAAUAUGGAGGUGCAGCUGGAUCGUCACCGUGGCGUUUGUGGACAAAGUUUAUGGGAUUCGUACAGAGUCUCAAUUUCCUUCCAAAGUUUACAGGAUCCAUACUACAUAUACUCAGCUUCUUACCAAAGUUUUUGGGAUUCAUGCAUAGACUCAGUUUCUUGCUGAAGUUUGGCACAAAUGCGGCGUGGUGGCCAUUUUCUACGCCCCAGCUUUUCUCCGGCUGCCACAGUUUGCCUAAGAACCCCGAGAAGGAGCUUCUGCUGAAAGACGAGCAUGAAGUGUGAAGAUCGCCUCGGUGAGAAAGCAGAAAUUCAGACAAACAUGCCCCAUUCCACCGAGCUUCAGAACUGAACGAUCGUAUGCUGAAGGCAUCGGCAAAUCGAAAUGCAAAUGCUAGAUUACACUGUAUAUCUGAAUGAGUAGCUGUUUGUACCGUA